Messenger RNA from Cutaneotrichosporon cavernicola, 1485 nucleotides. RefSeq lists its product as uncharacterized. NCBI's taxonomy places the organism in Eukaryota, Fungi, Basidiomycota, Tremellomycetes, Trichosporonales, Trichosporonaceae. Gene Ontology annotation, molecular function: fatty-acyl-CoA binding. Bases 1 to 1485 code for a protein of 494 amino acids. Gene Ontology annotation, cellular component: cytoplasm. Gene Ontology annotation, biological process: fatty acid metabolic process. The record is from RefSeq and is a predicted model, not a curated record. The transcript has 6 exons.
AUGGCGGGACUAGCGCCAUUAGACGCGCAGUUCCACCGCGCCGUCGACCUCGUGCAGAGCCUCCCCAAAAGUGGGCCAGUGCAGACGAGCUACGAAGAAAAGCUGCAGCUCUACUCGCUGUAUAAGCAGGCGACGGACGGCGACAACGCGGCACCCAGGCCCGGUAUGCUCGACAUGCUUGGUCGGGCCAAGUGGGACUCGUGGGCAAAGCAGAAGGGCCUUUCAAAGCGCGACGCAAAGGCGCUCUAUGUCGGCGCGUUGUUAAAGAUUCUGCAACGAUUCGAGGACCGCGACCCAGACGCACGCGCGUGGACCCGCGAACUCGAAGCAAUGGGGCCUCUCCCGCGCGCGCAAUCGCCCGCGUCUUCCGAGAGCAGCUUCCACUCAUCCCGCGCUUCGCCGCCUCCAGACACCAGUCCAACGGCGUACUAUCCCCCUCCUGAUCCGGCGCUGCCCGCGCCCGACGUAGCGCCGAACAUAAUACCCCCCAGUGCCCUAACGCCUUCUCAUCGCUCCCUCGUAAACCUCCCGCCCACGACAUACCCGUACUCUGAUACGGGCAACGCAGCUCCGCUUGCGCCGAGCAUCAACUCGCGCCCGCAGAGCCUGUUCGGCGGCUCGGUGCCUGACCGCGACCAUCUCGCGGCCCUGCGCGCGCGCCGUCAGACUGCGCCCGUCGUAGGGAUGGGAGGGCUAGGAUACGUUCCCGAGAGUCCUGCAGGUCAAUCGCAACCCCUCCCCCAGCAGCAGCAACAACUCCAACCUCCUUCGAGACCGACAUCGCGCCAGCCUUAUAUACCGAUUGCCCCGCCACCGUUCGGACCAUACGUGCCCCAGCGUUUCCCCUCUGUUCCUCCCGGCGGGAAUGCGCCGUACGUGAGAGACUUCGGGACGCCAGACAUCCCCUUGGCGGGAAUGACGGGAAUGCCCAACCUAGCCGGACAGAGCCCAUACCACCCCAGUCCAUUUGCGCGCCCAGCGAGCGCAAGUACGUUCAGCGGGCAACCGCUCAACCUUCCCGCGACGCUGCAGCAGAUCCACACGUCUCUGCAAGCGCUACACGAACGCCUUUCCACGUUGGAGCGGACCCAAUCCGCCCUUCUGCGGCGGGAAGAGAGGCGCGAUUCACGUGGAUGGUGGCCCUUCUCUUUCAGUGGAGAGGAAGAGGCGCUUGACGAUGCCGAGAUUGCUGCCGAGCCACAGACAAGUGAAUGGGAGCAGUACGACGAGAACCGGCGGCAGUGGGCCCCAUACUCGCCCCACAGCCAUAGCACGACCAUCCGCCUGCGUAAGAAGAAGGGGUUGACGGCACGGGUUGCAUGGGCACUGAUCACGGCUGUACGCCGCGCCGUCAUUGGCGUCGGCGCUGCUGUGCUCGUUGGCAGUAUUGCGCUCAUGUUUGUCACGCCGCGAUGGCGGCGGACGCUGCAGAAUGCGCUGCGACGCACACGGUUGCGCGUGGCGCGUGCGCUGGCCGACCAUUAG